Messenger RNA from Haemonchus placei, 309 nucleotides. The record is from the annotation of a GenBank genome assembly. Lineage: Eukaryota; Metazoa; Nematoda; Chromadorea; Rhabditida; Trichostrongylidae.
AUGAAAGCUCAAGCUGACGACAAUAAUGAGGAGAACUGUGUUGACAAACAACUGAGGGCUGAUAUCGCUGAAGCUGUCAAGGAUGCUGAGGAUUCUUGCCAGGGACACGUCAAUGCGCUCGCUAGCAAACUGAAUCGUCCUGGAUGGGCCAUGAACUGUGUUACUCGAUCGACCGGGGGUUUCUCUAUUGGCUUCUUCUCGAGGGACGAGAACUUCUGCCGCUACGAUACCGUCAAGGGUGGAAAGGUCUACACUCUCACUCUGGCGAAACUCGACGAGUCGGAGCCGCAGCCAGCGCCAGAGGAGUGA